Molecule: messenger RNA, 2818 nt
Organism: Colletotrichum scovillei
Lineage: Eukaryota; Fungi; Ascomycota; Sordariomycetes; Glomerellales; Glomerellaceae
Product: FAD binding domain-containing protein
Exons: 1
Coding region: 802-2730 (642 amino acids)
Molecular function (GO): oxidoreductase activity, acting on the CH-CH group of donors
Source: RefSeq, a predicted model, not a curated record
GCUGACUCGGGGGCUGUCACUGUCAGAAUCCCCUGCAACUCGCCUGUUGCAGCUGUGUGUCGCCGGAUACGAUGGUGCUGCAGCUCAUCUCACUCCAUUGGAACUCACAUGUCAGCUGUGCGUCUCGUCAGCUUAGUGAGCUUCGUUGGCUUCACUGUGAAUCUCAUCUCAUGCUUUGCUUCACCUCACUCCCUCACUCUCACUCUCACUCUCACUCGUCCACUCACUGAGCACAUCACUCAUCUUCCCACAUUGUGCUCCGUAUCACAAAACAUCUCCAUCCCACAGAAAAUCAAUCAAAUAAUCUUUCCGAUCCUCAAGCACCAUUCCCUGAGCUCCCGCGUGCCGGAACAGACAGCGUCGCAGAUCGGCCUUCCGCGGACUUUGCCCCCCCUGCGCCCCAAUUCACGCCGUCGGACCAGAACAGUGAGAAGCACCCAAGCUCCAAGAGGCAGAUAGAAACCGUCGUUUCCCCCCCCCCCCGGCAGCCGAGAACAUCAUCCCACCACAUACAUACACGUUCGUGCCUCUUUCAAGCAGGUCGUAACACCAUAAGCCAAUCUGCGAGCUCUGGGAACACAGCUCCAUUCGGCCGGGACAUCUCUUUUCAGUCAUCAGUGACCCGAGAAUCAGGCAAUUCGUCCGCCCAGCCCGCCAAGAUACUACCUUGACAUCCCGACCAACCCACCCCUGGACCUCCUCCAUCUCACCUGGUCUACCGUUAUUCAUUCAUUCCUUCAUAAAGCUGACAGACAGCCCGUCUCCCCUCUCCUGCAAGCACUCAAAAUCACAAAAAGGGCCAUGGCGCCUCAACUGCAAAACGUGCGCGACAUCUUCCCCCUCCCCCAAACACCAACCCAAACCCUCGCCACCCUCGCUGGCCUAGGCGCCUCCGCCUGGCUCCUCAAGCUCAUCGUCCGCCACAUCCUCCUCCGCAGCCCCGCGAAACCCUCCCACGGCUCCCCUUCCACAGCAGGUCCGACCUUCGCCGCAAUGAGCGCAGACAAGAAGAAGGAGCUCCUCGAGCGGCCCGCCAUCAUCGUCGGCGGCGGGCUAGCGGGCCUCGUCGCCGCCUUUGAGCUCUCGGAGCGCGGCGUGCCGACCAUCAUCAUCGACCAGGAAAACGAGGCGAAUCUAGGCGGCCAGGCCUUCUGGUCGCUCGGCGGCAUCUUUUGCGUCGACUCCACGGAGCAGCGAAGGAUGGGCAUCAAGGAUUCGAGGGAGCUCGCCAUGCGCGACUGGUUCGGCUCCGCGCAGUUUGACCGCGAGAAGGAGGAUACCUGGCCGAGGAGGUGGGCCGAGGCCUUUGUCAACUUUGCCGCGGACGAGAUGGAGCAGUACGUCAAGGCCAGGGGCAUGGGCUUCCUCUUCAACGUCGGCUGGGCCGAGAGGGGCGCGGGUAUGGCUGAGGGACACGGCAACUCGGUGCCGCGGUUCCACGUUACCUGGGGUACGGGGCCGGAGGUCGUGAGGGUAUUCGAAGAACCCGUGAGGCGCGCGGCCAAGAACGGUGUCGUGCAGUUCCGGUUCCGACACCGCGUAGACGAGAUCAUCACCGACGAGACGGGUCGCGCCAUCGGCGUUCGCGGAAAGGUCCUCGCGCCCGACGACUCUGCGCGCGGCGUCAAGUCCAACCGUGACAUCGCAGGCGAUUUCGAGAUAUUCGGGUCCGCCGUGGCAGUAACAUCCGGCGGUAUCGGAGGAAACGUCGAAGCCGUGAAAGCAGCGUGGCCCAUCGACCGUCUCGGCCCCAAAGUCCCCGAGAACUUCAUCGUCGGCGUCCCAGCCCACGUCGACGGCCGCAUGAUUGGCAUCGCGGAGACAGUCGGGGCCAACGUCAUCAACCGCGACCGCAUGUGGCACUACACCGAAGGCCUGCAAAACUGGAACCCGAUCUGGCCCAACCACGGCAUCCGCGUCCUCCCGGCCCCGAGCUCGCUGUGGCUGGACGCGACAGGCAAGCGUCUCCCGCCCUUCCUCUUCCCCGGCACCGAUACCCUCGGCACGCUGAAGCACAUCUGCGCCACGGGGUACGACUACACGUGGUUCAUCCUCGACCAGAGCAUCAUCGCGCGCGAGUUCGCGCUCUCGGGCUCGGAGCAGAACCCCGACGUCACGGGCAAGAGCAUGUGGCAGCUCCUCACGCGCGUGUUCGGCAAGAAGGGCACCGUCCCCGUGCAGAACUUCCAAAAGUACGGCAAGGACUUUGUCGUCAAAGAUAACCUCGCCGACCUGGUGCAGGGCAUGAACGAGCUGCAGCGCGAGCGCGGCGGGCCGGUGCUGAGCCUGGAGGACAUAAAGGAGACGAUUGAGAUCCGCGACGGGCAGUUCGACAACGCCUACUCCAAGGACGCGCAGGCCAUGCUCAUCAAUAAUGGACGGACGUACUGGGCGGACAAGAGGAGUCGUAUCGCGCCGCCGCAUAAGCUGUUGGAUCCCAAGCACGGGCCGCUGAUUGCUGUGCGGAUGAACCUGUUGACGCGCAAGACGCUGGGCGGUAUCGAGACAAAUCUGGAGAGUAAUGUCAUGAAGGCGGAUGGGGAGAAGUUCUCUGGUCUGUAUGCGGCUGGUGAGGCAGCCGGUUUCGGUGGCGGUGGUGUUCAUGGAUACAACAGCUUGGAGGGCACGUUCUUAGGAGGUUGCAUCUUCUCCGGAAGGGCAGCGGGACGCGGUAUGGCGGAUGAACUCUUGGGGCCAGCGGAGGCUAGGGGCCCAAAGUCGUACUUGUAAUUGUCGACAUGUGAAGUGUAGAAGAUAACUGUGAUGAAAAAGGGCGCGAUCAACAUCUCCGAUUGUCAACAUUGAAAUUCGAGUGGAU